Messenger RNA from Ictalurus punctatus (channel catfish), 9236 nucleotides. RefSeq names its product ELKS/RAB6-interacting/CAST family member 1b (gene erc1b). Bases 552 to 3920 code for a protein of 1122 amino acids. Gene Ontology annotation, cellular component: cytoskeleton of presynaptic active zone. Lineage: Eukaryota; Metazoa; Chordata; Actinopteri; Siluriformes; Ictaluridae. Gene Ontology annotation, molecular function: structural constituent of presynaptic active zone. Gene Ontology annotation, biological process: regulation of synaptic plasticity; neuromuscular synaptic transmission; maintenance of presynaptic active zone structure. The record is from RefSeq and is a predicted model, not a curated record. The transcript has 20 exons.
AUACGGCCUAUUUUUCUGGAGAGUGGAAUGCGCACGGGAGCGCGCGUGGCGCCGUGGAGGCCGGCUACGGGGGCGCGCAUCCCGAGUGCUGACGUCACUGGAGCGCCCUGGCUCGCGGAGCUGCUCUGCUCGUAGUGUAGUGGUGGCGGCGCGCGCGCAAGACAGAGGAAUACAGUGGUAGGAAGAGGGAGGAAUAACUAGUUGGAAAGAGGAUUAUUUUCAUCCUUUAACGGAUUUGUAAGUCAUAGCGGUCCGUCUGGGAGACAAGAAUCAGGGCUGAACUUCUCCUCAAACCGGUCGGACUGGAUCUCUGAGGCGGUCACUGUGUUUAUAUAAUCCUGGUCGAAGCCCCCGUUAAUGGACUAAGCUAACGAGAACCCUGGAGAGCAGAGCCGAGUCAUCGUACUUAAUCACGCAGACAAUUCAAACAUGAGACAUUCGUUCCUGUCGUGUAGUUAAGCGAAGCUCCGCGACUCGUGAGGAUCACCUGAACCGACCUCUGUGAUAUUUACACAGGUUUCUCUCGUCCCUUUACUCGAAGCCGAGCCGCGAUGUACGGUAGCGCCCGCUCAGUGGGUAAACCGGAGGCCAAUCAGAGCCCCGGACGCUCUCCACGCCUGCCUCGCUCUCCACGCCUGGGCCACCGGCGCAAUAACAGCACAGGUGGUGCUGGGGGUAAAACGCUCUCCAUGGAGAACAUCCAGUCUCUGAACGCCGCCUACGCUACAUCCGGCCCCACGUACCUGAGCGACAAUGACGCGCCCACCCCCGCCUCCGUCUCGGACAUGCCAAAGAGCACGAUGACCCUGGGCCGCUCGGGCGCCCGGCUUCCCUACGGCACGCGCGCCACAGUGGCGGGCAGCAGUCCCAACAUCGCCAGCGACUCCAUCGCCUUCGGAGAUCACCACGUGCCUGCAGCCAUGGCGUCCACCGUACCGCACUCGCUGCGCCAGGCCCGCGACAACACCAUCAUGGACCUGCAGGCGCAGCUGAAAGAAGUUCUGCGUGAGAACGAGCUCCUGCGCAAGGAGGUGGACGUCAAGGAGAGCAAGCUCAGCUCGUCCAUGAACUCCAUCAAGACCUUCUGGAGCCCCGAGUUGAAGAAGGAGCGCGCCCUGCGUAAGGACGAGGUCUCCAAGAUGGCCGUGUGGAAGGAGCAGUUCCGCGUGAUGCAGGAGGAAACGCAGCACCUCCAGAUGACCAUCCAGGCUCUCCAGGACGAGCUGCGCAUCCAGCGCGACCUUAACCAGCUGUUCCAGCAGGACUACAGCGGGGCACGGCCAGGGGAACCCUUCUCCACCGAGCUCACCGAGGAGAACUUCCACCGGCUGCACGGCGAGCACGAAAGACAAGCCAAAGAGCUGUUUCUCCUGAGGAAGACCCUGGAGGAGAUGGAGCUGCGCAUCGACACGCAGAAACAGACCCUCAACGCCCGGGACGAGUCUAUCAAGAAGCUGCUGGAGAUGCUGCAAAGCAAAGGCCUGUCGGGUAAAGCCAGCGAGGAGGAGCACGAGCGCACGCGGCGCCUCGCCGAGGCCGAGAUGCACAUCCACCAUCUGGAGAGCCUGCUGGAGCAGAGGGACAAGGAGACGAGCGCACUCAGGGAGGAGCUCCACCGACGCUAUGAGGGAGCGCCUGAUUCUGCCAAGACCAAAGCCCUGCAGACCGUCAUCGAGAUGAAGGACUCUAAGAUCAAUUCUCUAGAGUGCAGUCUGAGGGAUCUGGAGGAGGAGGUGCAGAUGCUGAAGUCCAACGGCGCUCUGAGCACAGAGGAGCGGGAGGAGGAGAUGAAGCAGAUGGAGGUCUAUCGCAGUCACUCCAAGUUCAUGAAGAAUAAGGUAGAGCAGCUGAAGGUGGAGCUGUCUCAGAGCGAGGCCCAGGCCGAGGAACUGAGAAAGCGAACGGCUGAGCUGCAGCGGGAGCUCUCUGCAAUUGACCAGGUGAAGCAGGACCUCUCCAGGAAGGACACGGAGCUACUGGGCCUCCAGACCAAACUCGAGACGCUCAACAAUCAGUUCUCAGACAGCAAGCAGCACAUCGACGUCCUUAAAGAGUCUCUAACCGCCAAAGAACAGCGAGCUGCCAUUCUGCAGACGGAGGUGGAUGCCCUACGCCUGCGCCUGGAGGAAAAGGAAGCCAUGCUGAAUAAGAAGUCGAAGCAGAUCCAGGAGAUGUCUGAGGAGAAAGGCACACUCAACGGAGAAAUACACGACCUUAAAGACAUGCUGGACGUUAAAGAGCGCAAAGUCACCGUGCUCCAGAAAAAGAUCGAGAACCUGCAGGAGCAGCUGAAGGAUAAGGAGAAGCAGCUGAGUAGUCUGAAAGAGAGGGUCAAAUCCCUGCAGGCUGACACCUCCAACACAGAUACAGCUCUCACUACGCUCGAAGAGGCGCUGGCUGAGAAGGAGCGAAUUAUCGAGCGUCUGAAAGAGCAGAGAGAUCGAGAUGAGAGGGAGAAGGGAGAAGAGCUGGAUACCUGCAAGAAAGAGCUUAAGGAGCUGAAGGAGAAAAUCAACCUGCUGCAGGGAGACCUGUCCGACCGUGAGACAUCUUUGUUGGAUCUGAAGGAGCACGCCUCAUCACUGGCCUCCUCGGGUUUGAAGAAGGACUCCAAGCUCAAGAGCCUGGAGAUUGCGCUUGAGCAGAAGAAAGAGGAGUGUAUCAAACUGGAGAGUCAGCUCAAGAAGCACACUGAGUACAUAUCAGGCCAUUCCUCCGAACUUGCUCACACGGCGGCUGCAGAGGCUCAGGCGAACACGGAGCUGUCAGAGCGCAUCAGCACCCUCGAGCAGGAGGUGAACCGCCACAGAGAGGAUGCUGGGAAAGCCCAGGCUGAAGUGGACCGUCUGCUGGAGAUCCUCAGAGAGAUGGAGAACGAGAAGAACGACAAAGACCGCAAGAUCAGUGAACUGGAGAGGCAGAUGAAGGACCAGAGCAAGAAGGUAGCCACUCUGAAACACAAGGAGCAAGUGGAGAAGAACCGGAAUGCACAGCUGAUGGAGGAGGCUCGCAAGCGGGAGGAUAACAUCAACGAAAGCUCUCAGCAGAUCAAGGACUCUCUGAAGCUGAAAGACGAGCGAAUCGAGGAACUGGAAGAGGCGCUGCGUGAGAGUGUUCAGAUCACUGCAGAGAGAGAGAUGGUGCUGGCGCAAGAAGAGGCUGCACGCACGCAUGCAGAGAAACAGAUGGAGGAGCUGCUAGGAGCGAUGGAGAAGGUGAAGCAGGAGCUGGAGUCCAUGAAGGCCAAGCUUUCGUCCACGCAGCAGUCCCUGGCGGAGAAGGAGGCCCACCUGACCACACUGAGAGCCGAGCGCAGGAAGCACCUGGAGGAGGUUCUGGAGAUGAAGCAGGAGGCGCUCCUGGCAGCCAUCAGCGAGAAGGACGCCAACAUCGCCCUCCUGGAGCUGUCCUCCUCUAAAAAGAAGAAGACUCAGGAUGAAGUGUCUCUGCUGAAGAGGGAGAAAGACCGACUGGUGCAGCAGCUCAAACAGCAGACGCAGAACCGGAUGAAACUGAUGGCCGACAAUUACGAGGAUGACCAUCUGAAGGCUUCUUCGAAUUCAGACCAGAGUAAUCACAAACCCUCUCCAGAUCAGAUUAUUCCCCCUCUCAUAGACCUCAAUCAGAACCGCAGUAAGCUGAAAUUGUACAUUGGCCACCUCACAGCCCUUUGUCAUGAGAGAGACCCCCACAUCCUGCAGGACCUGGCUCCACCCUCAGCUUACCACCGCAGCCAGAGGGACGCCUGGGAGGAGGAGCUACAGAAGAUGAGCAUGGAGGAGCUGGAAUCGGAGCUGGAGCAGUGUGAGCGAGAGAGCGCCGAGCUGCAGGAGUACGCCAACUCGGUCCUGCAGCAGAUCGCAGACCACUGCCCCGACAUCCUGGAGCAGGUCGUUAACGCACUGGAGGAGUCGUGCUGAACGCAGCCAUGCUCUCUUCCACUUUUUUUUUUCCCCCUCCUCUUUUUUUUUUUUUUUUUCUUUGGGAAAUCCAGACCUGCGUUCCGCCUCAUGUCUCACCACUAUGAGCUCAAGGACACCAGCGUGCACCUACACCCACACUUCCAGACACCAGACAGGAAGGACAGGAAGGAGCUGGAGUGUAAUUUGGGAUGAGCAUCAGCACAGGGCGCAGCUGAACGAGCCUCGCGGGGGUCAUUCCUGCGUCAGUCUUCUCCUGACUCUCUGUCAUCACCUACCUAUCCUCCCCUCUGCUGAUUUACUGCUUCAAGUCCCCGACGUUUACGUCUCGCUCGCACGCAUAAACACCCGGAGAUGAAGUGGUGAAGUGCGGUAUUAAAGGAGACGUCCAUUAAGUCCAUCAGUAUGAGUGAAACCAUAACAUCUUACGCUUAACAUGUGCUCAUGUCUGAAGAGUCUCUCUCUCUCUCUCUCUCUCUCUCUCUCUCUCUCUCUCUCUCUCUCAAAUGAAUUCACUCCAGAGUCUCUACUGAAUCAAAUCCCAUCCCACAGCACUGUAGGUCAAUCCAUAACCCUGUUACUACCCACAAUUCCCUAUAGAGUUACGUUUAAUACAUAGCCAAAAUAGUCUGAGAGAACAGGAGAGAACCUUUUGAUUUUUCUUAGCUUUAUUGCCGUCACUGUUUGUUCAUCUCGAGUCCUUUAAGGAAAUUAUAAAAUGUAUCAUUAUUGGCAGGAUUAUUAGUAAUUCAUGAAAGCUGAGUUUAUUACAGAGAUGUGUAUAUAAUUAUACACGAUAUAAAUAUAGGGUCAGGACAGGAGGUGUAUUGUAUAAAUUGUAUAGUGGCCUGGAUACAGGCUUCACAAGAGCGACUGUUACUUUCGGUUGUCGAAAUUAAGUAAAUCUGCUUUUUUUUUUUUUAUUUUUUUUUUUUUUUCCUUCCUGUUAUUCCUUUUCCCAGUUUACUGACGCGUUAUUCUGAUGUUCUUCGUUAUCUCUCUCUCCCGCGCUCGAGCCCCUUACCCCCACAUGCGCAGGGUGAAUCCGCUCACCGUUUAUGAUUAUAUGAGUCUCUAUCUCCAGGCCAAGGGUGUCCAUGAAAGCGGGGUCAACUCAUCAUAAAUAUUGCCUCAUCAAUUACUCGGAUUAGCUGGAAAAGUCCAGAGUUGAUUCUCUGGUGGAUGUGGCUGACGCCAGGCGUAACCCACACCGUGCUCUCUUCUCCCUUCUCUCCCGUUUCUGCCCGUGCAGUCCUGCCUUUCAGUGCGGCGAUAAGUAUAGCGGAAUAUCGCCACGUCCGUGAUCCCUGCGAGGCUUUAUCUUUCUUAUUAACACACAGAGUCAUGCCACCAAACCGGCGCACCGAGACAGAUAAGAGAGAAAGAAGGUAAACUCAUCAAAGGGCUGGACGUUUGUUUUACUCAAACAUAGACUGGCAUCGUAGAGUGAGUCAUGGAGAAAUUUAUAGCCGGUGUUUCUUCAUCGUGUUUUCAGUUCCGUGUUACCGUCGAGUGCAAAAGUUUGCGUGCCCUUAAAACAAAACAUCAUCGUGAUGAAGAAGUGUAAUUUGAAGACCCCAAGACGCUGAUUUAACAAGAUCCCAAACAACACGUUCAUUUUGGGAUCAGUCGUAUACACAAACAAGUGGUAGAUCAUUUACAAAUAUUAAUUGCGUGACUUCACGCAAAUUAAUAUUUGUAAAUGAUCUACCACUUGUUUGUGUAUAACGAGUCGUUUUGUGUAUAACGGUGACUGUGUCCAUAUGAAUACUUGUGUGGCUGAUAUCUAAAACGAAGGCACUUUAAUGUAGUGACGUCACCGUUUUAAGAAAAUCGAUAGUCCUGAGAUACUAACGCAUAAUCUCAUUAUUAAGAAGUAUAAUUCUGUUUUCAAAUGGCCUCUACAAACAUAAUACCUGCUUCUGGGUUGUAUUCAUUUGCCCGCACGAUCGCCGUUCCUGAAGUGACUCUCAGUCUGAAUCUAUUUGCGUUGACGCCGUCUUGUAUUUUCCACCUUUAAGUAGAGACUCGUCAAAGUGCGUUUUCAUCGACGCAAAUUUUGCUCAAGUGAAAGAAGCAAUCCUCCGUGUUUAUAAUCUGUCUUACACCACUGUGCAGGUGCUAUCGCGUUUCAAUGUUUUGAGGUGUUUUUUGUUCCCCCCCCCCCACACACAGACCUUAAAUCACGUCCCUUAGUGUUUUAGGUUUCACAGACGUUCCUUAAUUGUUAUCACAAGUACCACGUAUCUAAAUAUUCUCGAAUAGCUUUCUUUGUAUUUAUAACUUCUCCGAACGCUUUAAUCUGCAUGUAUCACAUCGGCGAAGGUGUCAUAGCAACUAAAUUUUAUUGUAGGUAAAUUGAAAAACAGCCAUGGGGGGGGGGUGCAAACUUUUGCAUUCGACUCUUCAUUUCGUGUGUGUGUGUGGGGGUAUAUAUAUAUAUAUAUAUAUAUAUAUAUAUAUAAAUGAGCUGAUCCAAAGGUUAAUGAGAGCCCGUUUGUGCCAGUGUUUAAUGGAGCAGUGUGUGAUGGUGUCUCGCUUUAUGUUGGCAAUACCAAGGAGACGCCCUGAGACGGCGCGGCAAAAACGCAAAUGAUUUUAUUACAUUUCUUUAUUGCCGCAAUUAAUCCUGAUGCGUUUCUUUAUAUGACACACACACAAAUCUUUGCUUCUUUUUCUCUCGUCUCCUCUCUCUCUCUCUCUCUCACACACACACACACACACACACACGUAUGCGCGAGUGCAGUGUUUUGGCUUGGUUCUCUCAAGUCUCUGAAAUAUGGGGCUCAGUUAUCAGGGCUGUGGCUGAGUAUCCAAGCUUAGACUAAACACAGGCCUCUCGCACAUGCUCACUCUUACACAUCCACUUUCACACACACAACGAGGAUUUAUGAGGCGCGCUCUUAACGCUGCUCUCUGCCUGCCUCCUGUCAACUCCGAAUUCAGUGAGAAAACAAGGAAGAGUAACCAGAAACAGAUCAGAGUGUGAAAGUCAAGAAGGAGAGAGGAUAUUCUCCUGUGAGUGUGUGUGUGUGAGUGUGUGUGUGUGUGUGUGUGUGUUGUAUGUAGUGAUUCUUAGUGUCGCUGGUAUUUUUGUGUCCUCUCACACACACUCAAUUUCCCUCACUGCUCAUUUUGUUCAUCACACAGUCAUUUCGUUAUCUCGUCUAAAGCUGGCUCGGUUUGUUGUGGGGUUUUUUUUGUUUGUUUGUUUGUUUGUUUGUUUUUUAAAUUAGCGUUUUCUUCAUCAGUCACACGUCGCACUUUAAGUUACGGUGCCUUGUAGAUUUGGAAGGAGUGCCAGGUCAGAAGCGCAUCUGCUCGUAGAAUUGUAUCGCUUUACAUUCUGGACAACUCGAGCACCCGCCCCCCCCACGCCCUCCCCCCCACGCCCUCCCCCAAUCCAAAUGUCAAGUGCGUUUCGAAAGGGAGCCGAAGACUGGAAAGUUCUUCAGUGUUGUCUUUUAAAGCAAUACCCGGUUCUUCAUAUUCUCGUCACGUUGUGGAAUUUUUCCACUAUCUAUCAGUGUUGAGUGCACGGUCAGGUCUCCGCUCACGCCGUCCGGGAGUGGACAUCAUCAUUCGAAACAAACACACAAAAACACGCCGUCGGUCAUCCGCUGAUCUUUUAAGAAAUUUUAUUUGAAAUAAUCUUUCCUGAUAUGUGACAUGAGCGCAGCAGCGAAGGUCAGCACUCGUCUCUGAGAGUCUGAUUUAUUUGCUCUUGCUUUUGUCUGUUCACUCAGCGAUGAGAACACUGCCAGAGAUAUUCUGCCUGGACUCGUUUGACCCCCCCCCCACCGCACCCCCACCCCCCCCCCCCCCUUACACAUGCACACAUAUCUAUAUUUAUAUAUUAGCUGAUAAAGGGAGAUGAAUAGAGUUGAACUCUGUGUUGUUGUUGGGGAAUUUUUUUUUUUUCUUUCCAUGUUGUCCAUGAAGUGGGGAAGAUGUCCGUCUGAACAAAAUGGCCGCCACACCACGGCCCCGCAUCUUACACGCGAUAGAAACGUCUCUCAAAUACUUUCUAAGUGUCAAAUAAACGCUGUUAACACAGAUUCUGAAAAGCAUUACCGUGUGGUUGAUGAUGUAAUGUUGCUAUGUAUUUAAUUCUCCUCUUACGUUCAUGUUUUUUUUUGUGGUUUUUUGUUUUCCCCUACAGCCUGUUCAGAUGUGUGAGAUUUGAAAGUGUUGAUCUAUUAUUAUUAUUAUUUUUUUUUAAAUCACUAAUGUGCAAGUGUGUUCAGGGUUGGAAAAGCCUCCCUCCAUGACCGUGCUCCCCGUGUGCUCACUGACCCCUGACAUGGUUUUAACUACUAAAACUGUGACUCUGGAUUGCAGGACAGCUUUGUCUGAGCGUGAAACGCAAUCCAGACGCUUUUUCUAUUUCCUGUCGUUGUUUACCGCUCGUGUUUAGAGCGACACUCGCGUGUCACGACCCUUUAAGUAGCUCUCCGUUAAAUAGUUUACUUAUUCACUCGUCUACUAUUUGGCGGUAUUUACCCAAACUCUCAGCGGACACGUCCGCAUUUCUCAUCCCUCGCAUCCGUCCGAUUAGUUUACAGGACCAAAGCACGUUAAACAUCUGCUGAAGGAUCAGGACGGUUUGUCCGUGUGAGCGAGACCGAAUGAAUCCGGGUCUACUGUUAAAAUCAACCAAAGCUGAACCGAGACGAACGUUCCCGUGACGUCACUUUACGCUCGAAUCCUGAAGGAGUCGUGAAGGCCAGACCAAAGACUUGCGUUAGGUCACACGCUUUUUUUUCUAAAGUUUUUAUAUCUUCUCUUUUUCUUUCUCUAACGCCAGAUCGACCACACAUUGUGAAGAACACAGAACAGGGCUUCUAUCUCGAAUAAUUUCACGUGCAUUUUAAUAGUACAAUAUGCGUCCCUGCACCUUUUUUAAUCCACUAAAUCAAUAGCGCCAUAUUUAAUUUAGUGGAUGUUUAAAUAACUAAACUAGUGGAUGUUUAAAGUCCCGCCUUCAGUUACAGUUUCUACAAACUCUACUGUGCUCCAUUCUCCAGCACACUGACACAGUCUUGGAGGGAGCCUCUACCCCCAUUCCAGCUUAAUUUAAUACAUUUAAUAAAGGAAAAAAUGUUUUAAAAACAAUCAUCUACAAUACCUGGUUUUCAUUUGCUUCCUAAUUUGUUAUUUUCAUGCUUUUACCCCCCCCCCCCCCCCCCCCCCCCUCUCCGUUUGUGAAAGCGCUGGAGUUUUGUGUACAAAAGAAAAAAGAAAGAAAAUCAAAGCUGAAAAUUAGGCAUAUUGUAUUCAUCUUUUGUAAAUAUAAACACUUCAUUAUCAGCCGUC